AUGAAAAUAGAAUUUAUUGAGCCAGAGGACUUGCGAUAUCGAAUAGAAUCCAAUGAUCAAAAUUUUCAUAUCAUUGAUUUACGAGAUUACGACUAUAGUGUGGGAUAUAUACGAACUCCAACAGAGGAACAAUAUCAUCAUAUAACAACAGAGGAAUUUACAACAGAAGUGGUCAAACAACUCAUUUCCGAAAAUGUUUUAUCAAGUAAUUCCAGAGUAGAUUUUAUAUUUCAUUGUUUUUACUCGCAGCAACGAGGUCCCACAGCUGCCAUGAAAAUGUCGAACAUUUUGAAAAAUUUGGAUGAUUCCAACAGUGAUGUAGAGUCGAGAAUUGGAGUUAAAGUAUUGAGAGGUGGUUGGGGUUUGUGGAAUACUCGAUUUUAUAACGAUGAAAAAGUGAUUGUCAAGUUACCUGAUAGUGAAGAGGAAGAAUCCACCAGUGAUGAAGAUGAUGACGAGUAUUAA
Messenger RNA from Naegleria fowleri, 465 nucleotides. RefSeq lists its product as uncharacterized. Gene Ontology annotation, cellular component: cytoplasm; nucleus. Gene Ontology annotation, molecular function: protein tyrosine phosphatase activity. The transcript has a single exon. Bases 1 to 465 code for a protein of 154 amino acids. The record is from RefSeq and is a predicted model, not a curated record. Lineage: Eukaryota; Heterolobosea; Eutetramitea; Acrasida; Naegleriidae.